CCGUCGUCUGCUUUGCAUUGUGGAUGUGCGUAUGUUAAGUUUGUCUGGCGUUUAUUUCGAAGAAAUGUUGGGCAUUUUCGACAAAAUGCGCAACAAAUAUUUAAGAAAAAAAAAAACGAUCUUCCUAUUUUUGUUUAUAUUUAUUUGUCAUCUGUAAAAUCGUGAAAUGGCGGAAAGUACGUACUUUUGACAGCUUUUGUGGUGGUGGUGUGUGGGUGUUUUGGUGCGUUCGUCUGUCGGUACAAGCAAUGUAAUUUCGACCCAAUGCUAUAUUAUUUUAUGAUUUCCAACGAAUGUCGCUCAUAUGGAAGGCCUGCCCGCGAAAGCCAGGCUAGUGUCAGGGCCUGUCGGUGUGGGCGUGUGCAGUAUUCAGUUAGGCAUUGGACCCCAUUUGUGAUUGCUUCUAAUCUCACGAUGAAAGUAUUUGGAGACAUUAAAUAUGCAGGUAUCGUUGUCAUAAGCGCUCGCAGGAAAAAUAAACAGUUUUCCUUCCAUGCAGGUGACACAAAGGACCAGCAUACAGAAGCAGACGACAUACCCAGAUGUGACUCCAAUAUAAUUUUCUUUUCAUUGCCAGUGGCAGUUUGUUUGGGACUUACAGAUCGGUGCAAAUUUUACGUUGAUGAGCCCCAUUUUGAGUGCGAACUCUGCUCGUACAGAGCCAAGACAAAGACCGCCCUGAAACGGCACGCAAUCCGCCACACGGGCGAGAAGCCCUUUGCUUGUAAGUUCUGCGAGUACGCCACCUGGCGGAAGAGCUCUCUCGUCACCCACGUGAGGACGCACACGGGCGAGAAGCCGUACAAGUGCAGCGAGUGCCCAUACACGGCGUGUCGCAUGGACCACCUGGUCAAUCACCGGAGGACCCACACGGGCGAGAAGCCCUACAAGUGCCGCUUCUGCGACUACGCCUCUGCUGACAAGGGAAAUCUGGAAAAACACGAGCACAUACACACGGGAGAGAAACCUCAUCGCUGCAUGUUUUGCGGCUACAGGACGACUCAGAGGAGCUGUCUCACGGUUCAUGUCCGCAAGCAUUUACAGAACAAUUAGUGUGUUGAGAAAUUUUUGAUUGAAUGCACGCAUCUUCUUGUAGUUGGUUCGCGGCGGAAAUUUCCCUCGCCAAUUCCCUCCGACUAAGAAACUGGGUGACUUCUGUCCCGAGGUUGUCCCCGGCCGGCAAUAUGAAUGUGGCGACCUGUGCGUGGGACAUUAAAUAUGCUGCGAUGUGCGUUGAGAUUUCAGUGCAUGUUGAGUAUCCCUCGGGUGUAGAAAAUUAAUCCACGAACUGAACCACAGUUCGGUGCACAAUGUGAAACUGAAUUAUAUUAUGACAAUUAUUUGGGUAUAAUUGCUAUUGCUAUAUUAUUUAUUCGCAAUAAUAACUAUGAACAAAGAAUGCUGGCUUGCCGAAGCCAAUUUGCUGGCUAAGCACGUUUGUAGGGUAGGCCUGAAAAUCGGACAACCGUGUAACGAAGCAUGAGGCAUAAAAGGAAACUCCACGAGCUGAAGCGGAAACGAUGGCAGUUGCUCGCAGCAAAACAUCUAAUACAACAUAGCCUUAACAGGCCCAAGUAACCCAGACAGAUGCAAUACCCAAGCAAGGUUGUGGUAGAGAGUAACACUGGACCAUCAUACUCGUGCGCUUUUUUAUCGCGGAAAGUAAAAGUUACGUUAUGAAAUUAAAUUUCUCUCAACUCUUAAAUUUAUUAAAUCUGCCCACUACAGUCUACAUUUCUGGAUGCCCUAUGCACGUAAGGCAAGAAAGAAAAGCUUUAAAGCAUGGGGAAACACGGUGGUGGUUACUGGCAAGGCCAGUAACAAUUAGUACUACUGAUAAGAUAAACAUAUAAUAAAUUACUCUUACCUGACCAACAUUAUUUUGAUUAUUAAGUUCUAAAAUAAUCGUAAUUGGAUCAUUGAGCGCCUUUCCGUUUUGGGGGACAAUUAGUACCACUGAUAAAAUAAACUGAUAUAAAAAUUACUCUUACGUAACCAACAUUAUUUCGAUUAUUAAGUUCUAAAAUCAUCAUAAUUGAAUCAUUAGGUGCCUUUCGUUUUUGUGGGGCGACAGAUCUCAAUUGCAACUGUCCUGCUUUCAGAAUCCCCUUUGCAGUCUGUGCAUUGCUCGAAAGUGAGGGGACGACAGUAUGACUGCAAUCUGUGCCCGUACUCUGCCCGGUUCAAAUGUGGUCUCAUGCUUCACCAGCGCACACACACCGGGGAAAAGCCCUUCAAGUGCCGGUUCUGCCGGUACGCGUCCGCCGUCAAGACCAACCUCAUCGUGCACGAAAAUACGCACACAGGAGCCAAACCGUACAAGUGUCACUUUUGCAGCUACAGUGCGGCACAGAGUGGCACAGUCAAGCGUCACGAAAGGCGCCACUUACACCCAAAGACUUUUCAAUAGUUCUGCUGGUGUGCAUUCUCGCUUGGCAACUCCUUUCGAGCAAAUUUUGUUGUGAACUGCAAUGAUGCACUCCAGCUGUGGGUUUCUGAAAACGUUUAGUGCAAGUGUCUGGAUCACUGUAGGUCAGUGCUUCUCAAACUCUGCUACCCAUCAAAAAUGUAAGAUAUCACAUCAUGCCCCCUCCCAAGCUUUUUGUGAUGCCACGAGCUUUUCAAUUUCAGUGCAUGAGCAGUAAUACACCAAAUUGAGGCUGAAAUUUAAUUUGACCGUUAAUAUGGUCAGAGAGUCUAACUGAACCUGAACCGUUAUUUUUGGCUGAACAGAAACAAGUGCCAUCAAACAUUGCCAUCUUGGAGCUGAACCGUUAAAAAUACCGGUAACCUGUUCAAAUAACGGUUCAUACGGUACUAAGGGUGGAACUUUGCAUGUUGUACAUGAACAUAAACGCUUUUUUCAUCUUUUAUUAGCUUCGUAGACCCUUGCUUGUCGAAAAAGUCGUGCCCUGCUGGAAUGCUCUGCAUUUUCUCGAGUCUCAAAAUAACUUUAUUUUAGUGAUGAAUGAUUGGGGAUGGAUAUUAUGAAUGGGGAGUUACGACCAAAAACCUACGACUACUAAUGUCUAAGACUUACACAAGGAUAUACAAGGGUGAGUGCAGAUAAAGUCUCCCCACAAUGCCAGACGUGCGUACAUGUGGGGCUACUUUAUCUGCACCCGCCCUAUUUGUUAGAAUUAGGCAUUGGAUGAAUGACAGUUUUGGGUAGCAUUCAGGAGGUGAUGUGUAUCAUAAUUAACCUGAUCUAUACAAGGUGUCCACCCUCACUGCAGAAAUGAUCACUGAUACAUAGCACUUUCCAAGAAAAAGCGACUGCUCUGCUGCGACAUUUGUGUUACAAUCAGGUGCCACACCGUAAGAUUGCAGUGUCCAUAAGUUUGCAACUCCCACUGAAUUUAUCACAACAGUUUGGAAACCAUUGCAGUAUGCCACAAACCACUGUGCUCAUAUGCAGGCUGUUUUCAUCCAUAAAAUGUCAAAUUGCCUCAG
Molecule: messenger RNA, 3453 nt
Organism: Ornithodoros turicata
Lineage: Eukaryota; Metazoa; Arthropoda; Arachnida; Ixodida; Argasidae
Product: zinc finger protein 513-like
Exons: 3
Coding region: 265-1053 (262 amino acids)
Biological process (GO): regulation of transcription by RNA polymerase II
Molecular function (GO): DNA-binding transcription factor activity, RNA polymerase II-specific; RNA polymerase II transcription regulatory region sequence-specific DNA binding
Source: RefSeq, a predicted model, not a curated record